Molecule: messenger RNA, 1994 nt
Organism: Phytophthora infestans T30-4
Lineage: Eukaryota; Oomycota; Peronosporomycetes; Peronosporales; Peronosporaceae
Product: L-aspartate oxidase, putative
Exons: 1
Coding region: 243-1907 (554 amino acids)
Biological process (GO): NAD+ biosynthetic process
Molecular function (GO): L-aspartate oxidase activity
Source: RefSeq, a predicted model, not a curated record
CAAGUGCACACGUCAAGCACCGAAACGCUCAAAGUCGAACACCGAGUCAAGACACUCCGCUUGAACCCCGAGUCCAGCGCUAGUGUCCUCCCUCGUCUUCUGCUCAUCCAUCCCCUUCCGCAUUGGAUGUCCGUGAAGAGCUCGUGGACUUUCAACAAAAAGUACCCCGUGUACACCGCCAGCCACUAGGCGCUUCCUCCCUCACGCUCUACCGCGCAACAAGAACCACCAUCAGUGCAACGAUGACUCAACUUGAACUACUCGCUCAUUCCCCGGCGCCUUUCAGCGGUCCAAAAGUCAACUCUACCGUCCCACGUCGCCAUCUCAAUGCCAACACUUUGCUUCGUCGCGCGUCGUCGGCUAGCCCCACGUACGACACGAUCGAGUGCAAGGCUCUGAUCCUCGGCUGUGGAGUGGCUGGCAAUGCCGCGGCUUUGCGUCUAGCCAACCAAGGCAUCAAGGUGACGAUGCUCGCCGCCGCUGAAGACCCGAACAACUGUGCCACGUAUUACGCCCAAGGCGGCAUCAUCUACAAAAGUGAUGACGACACGCCUGCUCUUCUGUCCUCCGACGUCCACCGUGCCGGUGCCGGUGUGUGUGAAGAUAUCGCUGUCCAGAAACUGGCCGUCGAAGGACCUGGACGUGUCGAGGAGAUGCUCCUGGACGUCGCCAAGGUGCCAUUCACCCGCAAGGACGACGGCGACCUCGCCCUCACACUGGAGGCGUCACACAACCGCGCUCGUAUCCUGUACAAGGCUGACCAUACGGGUCGUGCUAUCUCCACUAGCAUGGUACAAGCCGUGCGUGACCACCCGAACAUCGUGUUGCUUACUGGUCGCAGCGCCUUCGAGCUCGUCACCAACGACGUCGGUGAGUGUGUCGGCGCCUUGACGGUGUCCACCAAGGGCAAAGUAGAACACUACCGUGCUCCGUUCACUCUACUCGCCACUGGUGGCGUAGGUGACGUGUACAAGAACACUUCCAACCCAGAAGGUGCUCGUGGUGAGGGCAUCGCGUUGGCUGCUCGUGCCGGCGCGAAACUCAAGAACAUGCAGUACGUGCAGUUCCAUCCAACCACCUUGUACAUCCCCGAUGAGCGUCGGUUCUUGCUGACUGAGGCCCUACGUGGUGAAGGAGCUAUUCUACGCAACAAAAGUGGCCGUGCCUUUGCCAAAGACUACCAUCCAGACGGUGAAUUGGCUCCACGUGAUGUGGUUGCGCGUCUCAUUCUAGCUGAGAUGGAGAAACAGGACGAACCGUGCAUGUAUCUGGACAUCUCACACGAGAGCAGUGACUGGAUUAAGAGUCGAUUCCCGACGAUCUAUCAGCACUGUAUGGACCGUGGUAUUGACAUGACUAAGAUGCCAAUGCCUGUGGUUCCUGCUGCUCACUAUCACUGCGGUGGAGUUGAAGUGGACUUGCAAGGACGCACGUCUGUCCCUGGUCUGUAUGCUGCAGGUGAAGUGAGCUGCACUGGUCUCCACGGUGCGAACCGUCUGGCUUCUACUUCCUUGCUGGAAGGUCUUGUGUGGGGCUGCAGCUCUGCUGACGAUUACAUGGCGCGUAUUAACUCGUUCGACUUGGAUAACUCGAACAAGGAGGAAGAUCCGUUCGCCCACUUGAAUGGCUUCCGUGAUCCGUAUCCGAACGAGAUUGAGGAAGUGAUGCUGGCUACCCAGCGCAUCAUGUGGGAGUCGGUGGGUCCUAUUCGCACGGCAUCCGGUAUGGACAGCGCGGUUGAUAAACUCGCGUUGCUGGAAGUCAAGGCUGACAAACUGCAUCAGGAGUGUCGUGUCACUCGCGAGACUGCAGGUCUUCGCAAUGCUGUUCGGACAGCGAAAGAGAUCGCUCUUGCGGCUCUGAACAGCCCUCUGUCGGUGGGCACGCACUACAUCGUCACGGAGUAGGUUUAACUUUAGCAAGUCUCGAGCUAGCUCUUUUUCUUUUCUUUUGUUUGCCAGUCAGCACUGGCAACUUUUAUUGUCUUUGCUUAG